AAGAAAACAACAAACCUUUAUUCAAAUUAUUCUUCUAGUUUUUUGUUUCUAACAAUCUCUUCUAUUAAACCAGAAUUUCUUGUGUUGUUCAAAUCAAAGUUCCUCCAUUUCAUGCCUUAACUUAUCUCCGAUCUCCUAAGGAGUAAGAUGCUGAAUAUUACCAUAAAGGAGACUAGCAUUAUUCGCCCUGCUAGAGAAACACCAGGCAAGUGCUUAUGGAACUCUGGCUUGGACCUGAUAAUGAUGCCAAAGCGUCAGUUUUGUUCUUCUACAAACCAAACGGCUCCGUCGAUUUCUUCCAAGCUCAAGUGCUCAAGGAAGCUUUAAGCAAUGUUCUGGUGCCAUUUUACCCCGUGGCCGGAAGGCUGGGAAGGGAUGAGAGCGGAAGAAUUGAAAUAAUCUGCAAUGCCGGGGAGCCUUAUUUAUAGAAGCUGAAGCUGAUGGCGUUCUCAAUGACUUGAGUGAUUUUGCACCAAGCUCCCAACUUCAACAAUUAGUUCCAACAGUUGAUUACUCCGGAGAUAUCUCCUCCUAUCCGCUUCUUCUGAUACAG
Messenger RNA from Rubroshorea leprosula, 553 nucleotides. Lineage: Eukaryota; Viridiplantae; Streptophyta; Magnoliopsida; Malvales; Dipterocarpaceae. The record is from the annotation of a GenBank genome assembly.